CCAACACAAUCCAUGUAAGAAAAACCAAUAAUUAAAAAAAAAAAUAUCCGAAAACUAGAAGAGAAGCAAAGCCACGAACCAGGAAAACAAGCAGCCAUGGUUGCACAAGCAGCAGCAAUAACAACUUCAUCAUCACAUCUUCUCUUCUUAACCUCAUGUUCUCUGUCUCGCCCGUCUCCUUCCCAGUUAUGUGUCUUUGACUCAAAAACACUGGUGCCAUACCCCAACAGCACUAGUUCUUACAAGAAAAAACGUGGUGGUGAUGGGCUCAAGUGCAUGGCUGUGAGCACGGCCUCAGAGGCUAAAACAAAGAAGAGUACGUUUGAGAUUCAAACACUGACUGGUUGGCUGUUGAAGCAAGAACAGGCUGGUGUUAUUGAUGCUGAGCUCACUAUUGUUAUAUCAAGCAUUUCAAUGGCAUGUAAACAGAUUGCCUCUUUGGUGCAAAGAGCUAGCAUUUCUAACUUAACUGGAGUUCAAGGUGCUGUUAACAUUCAAGGAGAAGACCAGAAGAAGCUUGACGUGGUCUCUAAUGAGGUGUUCUCUAGCUGCUUGAGAUCAAGUGGGAGGACAGGAAUCAUAGCAUCAGAGGAAGAGGACGUGCCAGUGGCAGUGGAGGAGAGUUACUCUGGAAACUAUAUAGUGGUUUUUGACCCGCUAGAUGGAUCAUCCAACAUUGAUGCUGCAGUGUCUACUGGUUCCAUCUUUGGAAUAUACAGCCCCAAUGACGAGUGCCUGGCCGAUAUUGGAGAUGACUCCACUCUUGACCAAACGGAACAGAGAUGUAUUGUGAAUGUGUGCCAGCCAGGAAAUAACCUCCUUGUUGCUGGCUACUGCAUGUAUUCAAGCUCAGUGAUUUUUGUGCUAACUAUAGGAAAAGGCGUGUUCUCUUUCAGCUUGGAUCCAAUGUAUGGAGAGUUUGUUUUAACUCAAGAAAACAUCCAGAUACCAAAGGCCGGGAAGAUUUAUUCAUUUAAUGAAGGAAACUACCAGUUGUGGGAUGACAAGCUGAAGAAGUACAUUGAUGACCUUAAAGACCCUGGUCCGAGUGGCAAGCCCUACUCCGCUAGAUACAUUGGAAGCUUGGUCGGUGAUUUCCACCGUACGCUGCUGUACGGUGGCAUUUAUGGGUACCCCAGGGACAAGAAGAGCAAGAAUGGGAAGCUGAGGCUUCUGUAUGAGUGUGCACCGAUGAGCUUUAUAGUGGAACAAGCUGGUGGGAAAGGAUCAGACGGGCAUCAGAGAGUACUGGAUAUCACACCUAAUGAGAUACACCAGCGUGUUCCGCUUUACAUAGGGAGCGUGGAGGAAGUGGAGAAAUUGGAGAAGUAUUUGGCUUGAUUAAAAUGUAAGAGGAAAGAUUCAUUUUGUUUUGAGAAGCUAAAUGUUUGCAUGGGCCAUGCCAAUUCCUCAUAAAUACACUACUGGAAUUAAGAACACAGAAUAUCGUUUGUGUAUGACUGUCAAAUCGUUUUUUUAGAAGCAAUGGAAGAUUGAAACCUGAUGCUAAGAACCAAUCAGGAAACCAUUGCAGCAGGACUUCCAGGAAGAACAUGAAUUUUGUUUUAUCACUGAGAAUUGAGUUUCAAUUUUUGAAGAACUGUUGCUGCUAUAGCCCAGCUGUGCAUCAAUGAUGUCGGCAGCUGAACAUAGCCAUAGAGCAGGCAAUUUCAUCUUCAAA
Messenger RNA from Populus euphratica (Euphrates poplar), 1681 nucleotides. RefSeq names its product fructose-1,6-bisphosphatase, chloroplastic-like. Gene Ontology annotation, cellular component: cytosol; cytoplasm. The transcript is spliced from 4 exons. Bases 97 to 1341 code for a protein of 414 amino acids. Gene Ontology annotation, molecular function: fructose 1,6-bisphosphate 1-phosphatase activity. Gene Ontology annotation, biological process: gluconeogenesis; fructose 1,6-bisphosphate metabolic process; sucrose biosynthetic process. The record is from RefSeq and is a predicted model, not a curated record. Lineage: Eukaryota; Viridiplantae; Streptophyta; Magnoliopsida; Malpighiales; Salicaceae.